CCGCCCAACGCUCCAUCUUCCCCCGCCCAACGCUCCAUCUUCCCCACGUUCAUCCACUUGACCACCAGCAACAUUUGGUUUCCAGAGACAUCAUUAAUGUCUUCCGGAGAGAACUCAACUUCUAUAUUCCAAAAUACGGUUGAGGGUAUUUGGGAGAGUAAUGUUUCAGCAUUCCUGUUUGUCGGAGUGGCUGUCCUCAUAUUAUACGAGUAUGCCCUCACCCUGUCAGCAGAAGUGGCAUCCGUAUGGAAUGGCAGAAAAUCUCUAGUUACUGUGCUCUUCCUCUUCAAUCGGUAUGCUUUGCUGGCGGUCGGUGUCUUGUAUCUGUUGAACGGGCCGAUCUACUGGAGCACUCCGCUCGUGAGUACUCGACAUUUUCAUUGCCGUUGGAUUAAAUCACUAUUGGCACUUCAAUUUGACUUUGUAGAGGUGUGUGCAUGCCCUUUUUCAAGGCAAUAGCUCGCGGCUAGGCUUAUACGCUCACUCAAAUCCGCAGUUGUGAGACAGCGUAUAUGUUGCUGUUUACCAUUUCAAUUGCUAUCAUCGCUGUCAGCUCUGGAUUUUCCGCUCUACGCGUGUAUGCUGUUAGCGGCCACAGACUGGCACCUGCCCUAAUUACUCUCACCUUGGGAAU
Laetiporus sulphureus 93-53 is the source of this 634-nucleotide messenger RNA. RefSeq lists its product as uncharacterized. The transcript has 4 exons. Bases 97 to 459 code for a protein of 120 amino acids. The record is from RefSeq and is a predicted model, not a curated record. NCBI's taxonomy places the organism in Eukaryota, Fungi, Basidiomycota, Agaricomycetes, Polyporales, Laetiporaceae.